Messenger RNA from Aspergillus versicolor CBS 583.65, 1275 nucleotides. Its product is annotated as Zn(II)2Cys6 transcription factor. NCBI's taxonomy places the organism in Eukaryota, Fungi, Ascomycota, Eurotiomycetes, Eurotiales, Aspergillaceae. The transcript has 2 exons. Gene Ontology annotation, biological process: regulation of transcription by RNA polymerase II. The record is from RefSeq and is a predicted model, not a curated record. Gene Ontology annotation, molecular function: zinc ion binding; DNA-binding transcription factor activity, RNA polymerase II-specific. The coding region runs from base 1 to 1275 and encodes 424 amino acids.
AUGGACAGCGAACAAAUCAACCAGAAGAUCCGAUCGCGGCGGACGCAUCGUAAGUCUCGUCUUGGGUGUGGGAAUUGCAAGAAGCGUCGCGUCAAGUGCGACGAAAAAAAGCCAAGUUGUAACAACUGCUUGAUGCACUCUAUCAGCUGUGACUUUCAAAAUCCAUCCUCAAGAUCCCCUUCAGCGGGUUCAACGCCUCCUCAACGGUUCCAGUUCCGGCAGUCAAAGUACCAACCCGUGGCACUUUCACCCUCACAAGAUGAAGAGAAUUGCCGCUCAGUCGCAGUACAAUGCGAUCCUCCCUCUCCUGCAACCACACACUUGGUGACAACUCCAGGAGAAGGAAUUUCCCUAGCAGACCUCCAUCUCUUCCACCACUUCGUCACAGCAACCUCGAGUACAAUUACAGACGAGGCAAAAGAUCCUAAAAAGGUCUGGCAAAUCCACGUCCCUCAAUGGGGCAUGUCAUUCCCCUCAAUCCUGCAUCUCCUCCUCACAUUUUCCGCACUCCAUCUCGCAUACCUGAACCCCGCCAGGCGCGGAGAAUAUACGCGUCAAGCAGACGAGCAUUUUACGUUCGGUGUGCGCUCUGUUACGGCAGUUCUUGCGCUUGACACACUGGACUCGCAGAACUGUCAGUAUAUCUACAUCGCGGCUGUCAUGAUUUGUUUUGCCUAUUUUGCACGUGGACCGCGAGAUGGCGAGUAUUUGGUGUUCAAUGCCAAUGGGAAAUCAGAAUGGCUAGUACUGCUACACGGGGUGCGGUCAAUAUUGGCCGAAAAGCAUGGGGAAAUCUUCACUGGUGUGCUAGAACCGGCUGAAGAGGGCCUGGAUUUGGAUACCGACGCCUCCGCCCCUGAACUAGACGAAGAAUUGUCCCGACAUGUCCAGCGUCUCCAAGAAGUCCGGGACAUGGUUAAUCUCGAGAUGGAAGGGGAUAGGGAAGUCUACGUUGGCGUUGUGGAUAACUUGGCAGAGUGCUUUGAGGAAGCAUACCGGCGACGGAGGACCGGGUGCCACCCAACGGGCUUAAUGCCGUACGCUAUGGGAUGGACGUUCCGGCUACCUAAUACGAUGAUCACUAAGUUGGAGGAAAGGGAGCCGAUUGCGCUUAUUGUUCUUGCGCAUUGGGCUAUUCUGCUGCGGUAUAUGAGAGAUUCUUGGUUCAUGGAACGGUGGGACCACCAUAUUGUCAUGGGGAUCAAGGCGUGCCUCCCUGAGGCGUAUCAUGCGUGGAUUGAGUGGCCGGAGGAGAUUGUUGCCUAUCUUCCCUAG